AUGGCCGACGCCCACGACGCACCGCUGGUGCGCCUCUCGUGCUUCCACGGCGACGACAGGUGGACGGACUUCGUCCGUGGCAGGUGGGCGGCGGACCCGUGCGCCCCCAUCGAGGCCGCCUACGUCGACGCCGUUGGCCGGCUCCCCGUCCACGAGAUGCCAGACCUCUUCGACUGCCUCUACCGCGGCGGGCACUGCGUCGGCCUCCUCGACCCCGCCUCCAACGUCAUCCUCAACGGCCUCACCCUCCUCUGCCGUCGCCGCAGCGGCGCCUACUCGCCGCCGGAGGAGGACCGCUUCCCGCCACCGCCGGAUCCUCGGCAUGUGAGCAACUGGGGGUCCAUCGCCUUCAGAUCUUACAAUGGCCUCCGCGCCUUCAUGCACACGUACUUCCGGUACCUCAACGAUGACCAAGCUCGGUUCUACCUCCACCUCUCCGGCGGGGACCUCCUCGUCGCCAUCCGGAUCGCCGAGCUCGAGCAGUUGGCCGCCGUCGAAGGGGCCGUUGAUCAGGCCACCGUCGGCCGCCACCCAGACCUCCUCCGCGAACGAGCCCAGUUCGCUCUCGCCGUUGCUGCCAUCAAAGCAAAGCACCCCAUGCCCGACGACCUCCUGCUGCUCUGCCAGCCAGCGCUCCAGGAGACGGCCGACGACAUGAAAGACGUCCUCGCCACCUUGGAGGAAGGGCGGCGCCUCACCGUCCAUGACGUCGAGGCCAUCCUCGGCGUUCUAAAAUCGCAGCUGCGCCAUCGCACGGUCUGCUCCCGUCUGCAACUCACCUUCACACAACGAGGACGCGGCGAGACCUUGCAUUACCGCCUCAACGGCCAACAUGGAGGAGGCCUGCAGUUCCAGCAGUGCGCGCCAUUCAGCCUCGCCAGCCUGCGCUCUCCCGAGGCCGUGCGGCGCAAGCUCGAAUCCAGCCUCGCGCUCAUCCCCGAGCACACUCCGCACACGCCGGCGGAGGUGGCCGACGCGCCCCCGACAUGCGGGCACAUCGAGUACCUCAAGACGGGGCUCCUGGACGUCAUCCACGCCAUGUACGUCGAGGCGCUCGCCAGCUUGCCCCGCGCCGCGCUCCGGCGUGUCCUCCGCGGCAUCCUAGUCGCCGGGCACUGCUACGGCCCCAUGGACCCCGCGUCCAACAUCAUCAUCCAUGCCGCUUGGUACAGCGUCAUCGCGCCCCCGUUGCGCCCCAGCAUCGAGCCGGACGUGCUCGGCGUAGACGCCCUGCUUCGCCUCGAGGUCCACUCCCUCGACGGCCUCGUCGCCGCCGUCCGUGUCGCCACUGGCUUCUCAGAGCACCAGGCCGUGGAGCACCUCAGCACCAACCGCUGCGACAUAUCUGACAUGCUUCGGAGGGCGGCGCCGGAGACACGCGGCCAAGCCUUUUAUCGUGCCAGCGAGGCCGCCAGACACCCCCUCGGAGAGCACCACUCGUCGUUCCUCGCAUCCCUGGCCUCCUCAGGGCCGAAAUUUCUGGACACCUUGAGCUCCUUGCUGCGCUCCGGAGAAGACAAAGGGCCGCGCCAUUUGAUCUCUGCUGCCAGCGUCACAGAGUUGCAGAAAAUGCUAGGACGCCGGUGCUCUCCCAUCACCCCACUCCCAGCACCAAGUCACUUGGAUGGUCUUCCAGCAAGGAAGCAAUGGUUGGAGAAGAGGCAGAGGUUUCUACGGACAGAGCUUGAACAACUCCUCCGCGGCUACGCCGAUCAGCACCCAUGGGAACCAACAUUUGAGCUGGAAAUCAUCUGCGGCGUGGCGAAAGAGAGCGCCUAUCUCUCCUCCCAUUGCUACCACAUCAACUUCCUCGCCGCGGCAUCCGACGGCACGCGAAUGCUCUUCUUCGCUCAGGUUUGGGAGGAGAAGAGACCCAACAACACCGAGCAGUGCUUCAGUCUCUGGGUUCGUUACCACGACAGAGAAUCGGAGGUCUCCUUCUGCUGUCCCCUGCCUUACUACAGCCCAAAUGAUGCAUAUCUUGGGCGGUGCACCAUUUGCGAGUUUGGCAUGAGUAAAAUUGUGCAUCCACCUGUUGGCCUGCAUAUCGGAGCGACGCACACUGAUUUUGGAAAGACACGUCCGCUUGGCUCAAAUUUGAAGGUGUCCUCUCGUGCGGACGGCAUCGUAGACACGGUGAUGACCCAGAACAAAUGCGCUUAA
This is a messenger RNA of Triticum turgidum subsp. durum (durum wheat), 2163 nucleotides long. The record is from the annotation of a GenBank genome assembly. NCBI's taxonomy places the organism in Eukaryota, Viridiplantae, Streptophyta, Magnoliopsida, Poales, Poaceae.